This is a messenger RNA of Miscanthus lutarioriparius, 1548 nucleotides long. Lineage: Eukaryota; Viridiplantae; Streptophyta; Magnoliopsida; Poales; Poaceae. The record is from the annotation of a GenBank genome assembly.
AUGCAGCCGGACCCGCAAGGCCCGGGCAGGGGGAAGGCGGGCGGCGCCAAUGCGCACGUGCGACUGCCGCCGCCGGUGACGGCGGGGUCGGGUGGGCGGCCGGCGUCGGUGCUGCCGCACAAGACGGACAACGUGCGCGACCACUACCGCAUCGGGAAGAAGCUGGGGCAGGGGCAGUUCGGCACCACGUACCAGUGCGUGGGCAAGGCGGACGGCGCCGAGUACGCGUGCAAGUCCAUCCCCAAGCGCAAGCUGCUGUGCCGCGAGGACUACGAGGACGUGUGGCGCGAGAUCCAGAUCAUGCACCACCUCUCCGAGCACCCCAACGUCGUCCGCAUCCGCGGCGCGUACGAGGACGCGCUCUUCGUGCACCUCGUCAUGGAGCUCUGCGCCGGCGGCGAGCUCUUCGACCGCAUCGUCGCCAAGGGCCACUACACAGAGCGUGCCGCCGCGCAGCUCAUCAGGACGAUUGUCGGGGUGGUGCAGGGGUGCCACUCGCUCGGCGUCAUGCACCGGGACCUCAAGCCCGAGAAUUUCCUCUUCGCGAGCACCGCCGAGGAUGCUCCGCUCAAGGCCACUGAUUUUGGGCUCUCCGUGUUCUACAAGCCUGGUGAUAAAUUUGCUGAUGUUGUUGGGAGCCCCUAUUAUGUUGCCCCUGAGGUGCUUCAAAAAUGUUAUGGCCCAGAAGCUGAUGUAUGGAGUGCUGGAGUAAUUUUGUACAUUUUGCUAUGUGGUGUACCCCCAUUCUGGGCAGAGAGUGAAGCAGGGAUCUUCAGGCAGAUUUUGCGAGGCAAACUUGAUUUGGAAUCUGAACCAUGGCCAAGUAUCUCUGAUAGUGCUAAAGAUCUAGUCCGUAAGAUGCUUACCCGGGAUCCUAUGAAGAGAUUGACUGCUCAUGAGGUUCUAUGUCAUCCAUGGAUUGUUGAUGAUGCUGUUGCACCUGAUAAGCCUAUUGAUUCUGCUGUUUUGUCAAGGCUGAAAAACUUUUCUGCAAUGAACAAGCUCAAGAAGAUGGCAUUGAGGGUGAUUGCUGAAAGUCUAUCUGAGGAGGAGAUUGGGGGUUUAAAGGAGUUGUUCAAAAUGAUCGAUACUGACAACAGUGGGACGAUAACUUAUGAUGAACUGAAGGAUGGUCUGAAAAGGGUGGGCUCGGAUCUGAUGGAACCUGAAAUCCAGGCUUUGAUGGAUGCAGCUGAUAUUGACAACAGUGGAACCAUUGAUUAUGGAGAGUUCUUAGCGGCUACCUUGCACAUGAAUAAACUGGAGAGGGAGGAAAGCUUGGUGUCGGCAUUUGCAUUCUUUGAUAAGGAUGGGAGUGGCUUCAUAACAAUUGAUGAGCUCUCACAAGCAUGCGAACAGUUCGGUCUUUCUGAUGUUCAUCUUGAGGAUAUGAUCAAAGAUGUGGACCAGAACAAUGAUGGGCAAAUUGAUUAUAGUGAGUUUGCUGCGAUGAUGAGAAAGGGCAAUGCUGGUGGAGCAGGAAGGCGAACCAUGAGGAACAGCUUGCAUGUGAAUCUUGGUGAACUCUUGAAGCCCACUGAGACCUAG